UUGGAAGAGAACAGAGGAAGAAUAAGAAGAGAGUGGUCAGCAGUUCAAGCCUUUGAAGAGAUAUUGAAUGGAAUGAUUUUGAGACAGGGUUUGAGUAUAAGUGACUUCCUGUUAUCCAGUUAAGUCUUAAAAACUUGCCUAAAACAAAUCCGAAGAAGCCAAUGUACCCCUAUUGUGCAUCCAUGAAUAAAACCCUGUGCCUUCCCAAUCAAUCCCAUUCUUCUUCUCAAUUCUAAAACACCUCAAAAUCCUCGUCCAAUCACACUGCCUAAAUCUCUUCCUAAGCAAACUAAAAUCUCUCAGCUGGAUCCUGCCAGGAUCCAGCUGGGCAAGAAUUUUAGAGUGAUUAAGAAAGACUUAAAGAUGGUGACUGGACUGAAAGGAUUUAGGAAGAAUGCAAGAGUUCAAAUGAAAUUUAAUUUAAAGAGACUCCGAGAACGCCUAAAACUCAACACCCAACCGCCCAAAAAGACCUCCUUCCUUUCCCUGCCAAAAGACCCACAAGACCCAGAACCUACCAAACUAAUGAACAAGUCCUUCCAAAUCCAAGAAUGCACACUCCUCAGCAGGACUCUUUCAAACCAAAAACUCUUAAAGAACACUAAAGGAUUUUCUAAAGGCAUGAGAAUUUCUAGGUUGAGCUCAGAUUUUAAGCAUCCUUGAAAAGAAGCGGAUAGCAAGUGGAGACUGAGCAAGAGGAAAGAUGAGAUGAAAGGUAGUUAUGGGGUGCAAGAAAAAAGAGGAGACCGAGGGAUGAUCAAUAUUGGAUGGAGUUUGAAAGAUAGAGGAGAUAAGUAGGGCUAAAGAUCGAAUGGAUUGAUUGAAAGUACCCAGUAUUCCGAAUUUAGCAGGCUGUGUAAAUAAAGAAGGCACAAGUCUUGUAGAUUCUUCAAGGUCUUCGGUGUUCGGAUCAAAUGAUUUUGGAAUAAAUGAAGAGUUCAAAGCAUCAGAUCCAUAUAGUAACCAAAACUUUUCAAAAGUCAUAUUUCACCCAAGAAAAUCUCGAUAAAUUUAGCAUCA
Moneuplotes crassus is the source of this 1020-nucleotide messenger RNA. Lineage: Eukaryota; Ciliophora; Spirotrichea; Euplotida; Euplotidae. The record is from the annotation of a GenBank genome assembly.